Messenger RNA from Bactrocera oleae (olive fruit fly), 2627 nucleotides. The record is from RefSeq and is a predicted model, not a curated record. Lineage: Eukaryota; Metazoa; Arthropoda; Insecta; Diptera; Tephritidae.
AUUUAGUAUACCGAAUCGGUUAAAAUUAAGACAAAGCGAAAUUUGAAUAAAUAUAAGAUUGGACUUCGGAUUCGAUAUCCACAAUAGAUACUGAUAUUCACGAUAGAUCGGAGGUUAAAAAAUAUGUAAAGUUUGUUUUUGUUGUAUAGCAGAGCAGAUUCAGAAAAGGCUUCCAGACAACUUGUCCAUAUUAAAAUUAAUUGCUGAUUUACAUUCAGAAGUUGAUACAUCUGAGUUAAAACUGAUAUGAAACCAAAAGACAUAAAAAUGUUUCUAUCGAUAAAGUUUCCACUUUAUGACUAAAAAUUUAAGAAUAUGUAUUGGAAAAUCGCCUUUGUAAUAAAAUCGUUAUAUUCGUUUUAAGUUAAAAAUACGGUUCGGUUCGCUAACGCCACAUUAUCGAGAGGUGAUUUCUUAGAGUGUAGAAAGCUUUGAUUACUAGAAUCUCAUCGAAACAAACUAAAAAUCUACGUAGGUCCAAAUUCGGAGUAAAUCUUAGCGCGUAGUAAACCAACAGAAUAUGCAGUGGAAUAAACAACAAGAGCAAUCGUUGUCAAAACGAAAUUGAUAAACAUUAAACAUAAUUAUAUGUAUAAAGUGAAAAACGUGUUCGCUUUCGGAUAGCUCAUUAGUUUUUAAUGUACUCAAGUUUUCCAAAAGACGCGUUCGUUAUUGCUCUCGCUCUCUAAAUUCGUUUAAUGUUUGUAUACGAUUUGUGUAUUGGAUAAGAAAACGCAACGCAGACUAGCUCGGAGUGAGCUUUUUCAUGGCAUAUUCUCUCAUCGUUAAUAUAAGCAGAGAGUCAACAUCGCGUCGGUAACGUUGAACGUCCAUCUUUAGCUAUUUUAAAGUACCACAAAUCUGCCAACGAAAUGAGUAACGAAUCAGCUGCUAUCGAGGUGACAUCGCUGCAUCGGCCAGAAAGAAAAAAUAGUGCAGACGUGUCGUCGUCAUCUUUGUUGUUGGUAAAAUCGCGUGACGUGGAAAACCGCUAUCGAAAUCCGAAUCACAAUUGUAACGAAAUUUGUGGUAAAAAUUGCACCUGCAGCAACGGCUAUCACAGCAAAACUACUGUUGCCCCAUCAACUACAGUGGCAAUCGCACAUUUAAAUAACAACAACGUUGAAGUACGCCUAGGCGCUGGGUGUACGGGGGAAUCAUCCAACGAGCACGCUUCGAAAACCAUCAAAAUGGAUCACAACAAACGCGUUUUAUAUCGUGUGGCAUUAGAUGUGUUCAUUCUACUCUGCGUGGGCUUCCCGAUCUUAUGCUUUUACUUGUGGGGCACUGCAUAUCAGCGUGGAUUUUUUUGUGACGACGAAUCGCUGAAACACCCUUUCAAACCCUCAACAAUUCGGAAUUGGAUGCUAUAUUUUAUAGGACUAGUCCUACCGAUUGGAUUGAUCCUUAUAGUUGAAAUUGUGAAGGUGAACAAUGCCAAGCCUUCAAACGAGGAUAUCAUUACACGACGUCAGUAUAUCUUCAUGGACUACGAAAUUCCUGUUUGGAUGGUGCAUUGCUAUAAAAGUAUUGGAGUUUUCGGAUUCGGAGCAGCAGUUUGUCAGCUAAUGACAGACAUUGCUAAAUACUCUAUAGGACGACUGAGACCACACUUUUUCGCCGUCUGCCAGCCUAUCAUAUCCGACGGCACCACUUGCGACGAUGCUAUUAAUGUGGGAAGGUAUAUUGAGGAUUUCACCUGUAGAGGUGAUGAUUCUUCAAAGCGCAUGCUGAAAGAAGUACGUCUCUCUUUCCCCAGUGGGCAUUCAAGCUUUACAUUCUACACAAUGGUUUAUACCGCGUUAUACUUACAAUCGCGCAUGAAUUGGCAUGGAUCGAAGCUGUUGCGACACUUUCUGCAAUUCCUUUUUAUUAUGAUCGCGUGGUAUACGGCCUUGAGUAGGGUAUCCGAUUACAAACACCAUUGGUCUGAUGUGCUGACUGGUUCCACAAUAGGGGCCGUCACUGCCGUCAUUGUGGCGAAAUACGUGUCUGAUUUGUUUCAGCGAAGAUCCUCUCAACAAUAUCUGCUACCUCAUACUUGUACAUCGCAGGACGCACAACCACAGACGGUAGCUAAUAACGGGCUUUAAUUUUGAAUAAAACAGUAUUUCGCCUUUUACCCACAAACGUGUUUUAAACAAUAUUAUUAAAUUAUGUGUGUAUGUGAUGCAAGUGAUGUAAGCGCCAAGUCUUAGUACUAUUUAUGUUAUCUAAUACGUUAUAAUAAGGAACAGCAAUAAAUUUAAGUGUACCAUAUACAUAUGUGAACAUAAGUAUGCUAAAUACAUAUGUAAUAAUGUGAAGUAGUACAUUUAAGAACUUGCGAUUAUAAGUAGGAGGUAUACGUGCUAAAAUACAUAUAUAUUAUGUAACGAUGCUUCAAUAAUGUAUAUGUACUAUACCUACAUAUGAACAACUACUAAAAUUACCAAUAAUGCUGCACGAAUCCCGAAUUCUCGAAGAACUCUGGGUUUUUCUCGAGUGAAGAAUUAGUUAAUGUGUGUCUUAAAAUAAUUUUACAAUAGCGAUCAGGUGUUGAAGUACAAAAGUAACUUUGUUAGAAUUUCGAAAUUUUAUUUAACAAUUAGAAAUAAAAAAAUAUAAGUAUUAAUAUAGUACUAAAA